ACCGCGAUGCGCGAUGUGAGCGCGUCAAUCGAGAGCCUUGUCACGUCCCUUGUACCCCAAACUCAGUCCAAUUCACGUCUUAAAGAUGAACUCAUAGUCCAUUGCAAAGAUAUUCUCGCAAGUAACAUUGGCACCGCACACGAGAAUGACACUGGUCAUCUCGCUGCACAAAUCAAGAGACAUCUGUUACAAUCUGAAUCUCCGAGUAAUGCAUCACUCAAGUUCACAAAUCUCCUCUCGAGAUUAUUAGACCAACCCGUUCUCUCUCGCAAACCCGAGUCCCUUCUCUUCCUCCAUUCUCUCGCAUCUUCUCCACGCCAGCCUACCUCAAGUCCAUUCCUCGCGUCUCUCCAGGUUCCACUUCGUCCUUCCACGACUCCUUCCACGACUCCUACCGAUCUUCCCCGCUCCACACAGCCAAAGGGCAGUUCAAAGGCAGAAAUACUUCGCGAAUAUCGCGCCCGUACCGGACGACCUCAUCUCCCUGAACACUUACUUCUUCGCGAUACCUUAUACCUCUUGCAGGGAAUUUCUGGGAAAUAUGUACACCUUUCGCUUUCAGACAAAGACGACCAACCCAAACUCGUCUUUGUCGAAGAUUCUAAAUAUAUCAUCCCGCCCCCAACUAGAUCCCUCAUCCAUCGCCUUUCCGAGGUAGGUCAUCUCUACGCGCGCAUAGCUGCGUUUGUCAGCACGCAGGAUCGUCCUACUAUCGGCAUGAUAGAGCAAAGCCUUUGUCAUCACCUCCAGACCCUGCUUACAGAAUAUUACCGACUCAUCGCUGUUCUAGAGUCUCAGAUGGGCAUCUCAACUCCAGGCUCCCAAUCAGAUCCUGUAGGAGAGGAGACUGGCCUCACCCUAAAACGCCUGGACGUCUGGGUAACAGAAUGGCGUCUCCGCAUGCGCAUGAUGAGCGUGUGCGUCGAGGGCGCCCAUGACGCACAGGGUGGGGCACUCGUUAACCUUAUACAUUCGUAUACCGACAAUGGAGACCCAUUCGUCAGGAAAUUUACUGAUCAACUUUUGGAAGAGGUCUCCACACCCUUCUUCAAUACGCUGCACAAAUGGCUCUUUUCCGGCGAGCUCUACGACCCCCACUCUGAAUUCUUCGUUUCCGUCGACCCCUCACUUGCGCAUCUGCAAGGCCUGCAUCCCUCAAGUCUUGCAGGCGGUAUCGACGCAUUCGGCGAGGACUCUGUUAGCGCGGACAGAAGUGAAGGCGGCGGCGGUCUACGCGUGUGGGAGGCAAAGUAUCACUUUAGAAAAGAGAUGCUCCCGAUGUUUGUUGGCGAGAAUUUUGGAAGAAAGAUAUUUUCGACGGGAAAGAGUUUGAAUUUUAUUAGGUACAGUUGUCACGAUUCGGAUUGGGUGGCAACGAGGGAGAAGAUGAGUAAUACGGGCGGAAUCCUCAAGUACAGCGAUAUCGCAGGUCUCGAGCGCAGCAUCGAUAGCGCAUACAACACCGCCUCUGCUCGCCUGUUUGAAGUCUUCACCGAGAAAUUCCGCCUUCUCGAUCAUCUCUCUGCGCUCAAGCACUACCUCCUCCUUGGUUACGGUGAUUUUGCUGAGCAGCUCAUGGAAGCGCUUGGGCCCUCUCUUGCCCGCCCUGCCAACACCCUCUACCGACACAACCUCACAGCAACGCUCGAGACAGCGAUCCGCACCUCGAGCGCGCAAAACGACCCCCCAGAUGUCCUUCGCCGUCUCGACGCUCGCAUGUUAGAGUACACUCACGGCGAGCUCGGGUGGGACGUCUUCACACUUGAGUACAAGGUCGACGCGCCCCUCGAUACCCUCCUCGACCCUGGGUCUCUAGAGAAAUACAAGCGGAUCUUUGCACAUAUGUGGGCGAUGAAGCGCGUAGAAGGCGCGUUGAGUAGCGGCUGGAUGAAGGUUGCGGGUGCAGGAAGAGUCGGAGGGAGGCUGGAAGAACUGGAGUACGACUGGCACCAGAUCCGGAUCACAACUUCAGAAAUGAUCCAUUUUAUGCGCCAAAUGCAGGCGUACACACAGCUCGAAGUCAUCGAGUGCUCGUGGAAGGGUCUCAUGGAAUUCUUUGCAAAACGGGAGGGCGAUCUUGACGCUAUGAUCGACGCACAUCAAUUGUAUCUCGAUCGUAUGGUCAAGAAGGUGUUGUUGAUCACACCAAAGGCAGGGAGAGAGGAGAGCCUCUUGACCCAAGUCCGGGAGGUUUUCUCAACGAUACUGCAAUUUCGCGAAGCAAUUGACAAUUUCUACAACUACACACUAUCCGAGUCUGCUCGGUUAGAUCAAGCGCGGGAUGCCGCCCGCGGGGUGUACACCGCACCCGCCUCACUAGCUCACACCCAGUCGCUUUCUCAGAUUCGCAAGCUUCUCAGGGAAUAUAGCACUGCAUUCAGUGACCGUAUGCAAAUUAUCGUGCAGGCCUUGCAGUCACAUCCGGAUUUGGAUUGUCGGUUCCUUGGCAUACGCCUCUCGUUUUCCGAGUUUUAUCGUUCGAAAAAGUAAGGAAGUUCUUUCAACGCAAAGAUAGGCAGAAGAGAGGAAAUACGCUAAGGAUACAGUAGGGAGAGGGAUGAGAAACAGUGAUGCAGGUCCAGGUGAAUAGCUGUAUCUUCGGUUCUCUGUACAGCUUGAGUGCGAGGGAGGAGCAAAUCACAGAUACAGAUCUAGAGUAACACGUCGUUAAAUGUUUUACGGUUGAUCAAGAGCUACUUACGAUAAUGCCAUGGCCAACGACGC
This is a messenger RNA of Suillus paluster, 2724 nucleotides long. RefSeq names its product gamma-tubulin complex, component 3. Gene Ontology annotation, biological process: spindle assembly; microtubule nucleation; mitotic cell cycle. Bases 7 to 2490 code for a protein of 827 amino acids. Lineage: Eukaryota; Fungi; Basidiomycota; Agaricomycetes; Boletales; Suillaceae. Gene Ontology annotation, molecular function: microtubule minus-end binding; gamma-tubulin binding. The transcript is spliced from 13 exons. Gene Ontology annotation, cellular component: gamma-tubulin small complex; spindle pole; centrosome. The record is from RefSeq and is a predicted model, not a curated record.